Messenger RNA from Cladophialophora psammophila CBS 110553, 1008 nucleotides. RefSeq lists its product as uncharacterized. Gene Ontology annotation, molecular function: calcium ion binding; A2-type glycerophospholipase activity. The transcript is spliced from 3 exons. NCBI's taxonomy places the organism in Eukaryota, Fungi, Ascomycota, Eurotiomycetes, Chaetothyriales, Herpotrichiellaceae. The record is from RefSeq and is a predicted model, not a curated record. Gene Ontology annotation, cellular component: extracellular region. Gene Ontology annotation, biological process: phospholipid metabolic process; arachidonate secretion; lipid catabolic process. Bases 1 to 1008 code for a protein of 335 amino acids.
AUGCGUCUCUCAUCAUCCGCCGUCCUUCUCGCCAUUCUCACUUUGCUGUACUUCGUCAAAGCGGCUCCCCUCGGCGCAGUGUCCAUCGCCACGGCUCAGGGGCUGUUCACGACUGUGAGGACCUCUAUGUUAGCCACACCAACUACCGGAGCUAUAGCAGGGACCAGCACCCGCCACAGCGGAGCAAAGAUAUCACUGGUUGUAAGGCAAGAGGACGCCUUCCAUACCCCCGACGCUAAAUCGGAGGAGGAUUCUACGCUUUAUCCUCGCCCUGCCCCGGUGCUUCCUACCUCGCUACCAAUGGUGACCACGGUCAUGAGCCUGACGGGGCCCCUUUCCAUUAGUUGGUGCCCUUGGUGUGGUAUUGGUCCUGUGAUGCCCACUCAACCAGUACCAACAACUUUGACUUCGUCUGCACACCCAGAGCCCACCGCCGCCGACCGAACUGAAAAUGAGUGGGAAAUGUCGACGGAAUCCUCCAGCAGCCCCCCAAUCGACAGCUUCCGGACCCAUGUCCUGCCGAGUCACGAGCGCAAUCACACAUUGGCCAUCAGGGAAGCCGCCACACAGAGGGCAUAUCCAAACGGCCAUCCCGACAAGGGCGUCCGGCGGUGUCCCCAUGGUCAACACGCGCGACUGAAACCGGGUGUGGGCCCAUUCGUGCCGAAUGGGUGCGGGGUGGGGAUCUUGGCCGGGAUGAUACCUGGAAGUGGGAAGUUCCGACAGUGCUGUUUCGACCAUGAUAUCUGUUUUGCCGAAUGCCCCACGGACGACCUCCUGCAAUGCAACGACGCAUUCCUGCAGUGCAUGACCGAAGUGUGCGAGCACCGGGGCGACGGCCUUAUUGGGUAUGCGAAGAAGGUGUGGUGCUGGAUCGAGCGGAACAUGUACGACGAGGCGGUCAGGGGCAAGAUGGUGCAAGACCAUUUCAUGGAUAUGACGAGAGACCGGUGUUUUUGUGUCGAGGACGGGACAGAUCCUAUGCACCUAGGAAAUGGGACGUAUUAG